AGCGCAAGACGACGCUACAAGAACAUACUGACGAUACUGUAUCCAACAUAUGGCACAACUGGCCGGUCCACCCGGUACAAGUCCACUCGUACCACACAACCAAACCGCUCUCACAGACACGCCACCGACACGCGACGAACAGGUCUUGAAAUCAGGCGCACUGAGUAAACGUGCGGCACAUACACGGACCUGGCAAAAACGAUGGUUUGUAUUACGCCCGUAUGGACUUGCCUACUAUAAAAACAGUGAUGAGUAUGAAACACGAAAAGUCAUGUCAUUGGAUAACAUCUCUGGUGUCGCUGUGUGUGGUGCAGGGAUGAGUGUGUCACCGACGAAAUCGAAACGUGGACGACCGUUGUUGACGCUGUAUAUACGGUCUCGACGGUUGGAAUUGUUGGCGGAGUCGGAGGAGGAAGCGGAGGGUUGGGCGGUUGCGUUGAAGCGUGCAUUAGCGGCGCAUAACACGACUCAACUGCCAUCACCAACGAAGGCGACAGAUGCUGGUUUAUACUGCCUCUCAGAGACGGAAGAUGAAGCGAUACCCAUGGCGGAAGCAGAAAAGGUGAUUAUGCAAGGCUAUCUAACACAUCUACAGCACUACAAUCAUCAUCAUGCAGCAAGUACGGUUGAUCGGUCUAGCAGGAGUACGUUGAGUCAUUUGGCACAAUACGUGAAGCACCCUAUGCAUAGUGCUCAUCGAUCGCGUUCAGCGUCUGCCGCACGACAUCAUCAAGCGCGUCGUAUGCGUGGUCGACGGUACUGGUGUGUGCUGCGUAGUCACUCUGGGUUAUUCCUGUAUGCGGAUGCUGGUGAGUAUGAAGUGGUGGAUAUUAUACCGUUGGUGGAGAUGUUGGAUUGGAUGGAUUUGGAGUUACCUGAACAUGAAGCCUUGCGACAAACAGUGACGAGUGGGAGUCAUGAGAGUGAGGGGGAGUGCGGCGGGUUGUUUGUGCUGCAACUCAUCUUACGGGAGGAGAGUCGGAUCUUUGGUGCAGUGAGUGAGCAAGCGUUGGAUGAGUGGUUGGGUGCCCUGCAGUCGCGCAUUGAGUGGCAGCGAUCACGGCAAGCGUCUGUGGUAGAGCAGGAGACGGUGGUUGUGACGACGCCAUAGCAGUUCAGUGCGUAUGCCUUGCAUGCUCAGCAGUGGUCAAGGAUGCAUCUGGCUGCUGGAAACUGGCAGACUGAGCAGCGGCACCUGUUUGGAGACCGAGUCUCUUGAGGCGUCUAGAGAUGGACGAGACGGAGACGUCUACAUUGCAGCGUUCUCUGAGGAUAUGACGGAGCUCCUUGAGACUUGUCCAUGGACUGUGUGUCAUGGUCUCUCGGAUCACGACAUCUGCGUCUGCAUUGAGCUUGAGGGGUCGUCCAUUGGGCAGGAUGGGCCUGUCCCUUGCACCUGUAUGGUUUCUGAGGUUGCGCAAGACACGGAAGUAGGUUGUGCGUGAGAUGCCUGCGUUCUUUGUGGCUUCGGGUAUGUCACUGGGGGACUGGUUGAUGCGUGCUGGGAUGGCUUGUGAGAGUGCAGGUGAGGGGGAGCGUUGUUGGCUGUGUGUGUUUG
Messenger RNA from Protomyces lactucae-debilis, 1558 nucleotides. RefSeq lists its product as uncharacterized. The transcript is spliced from 2 exons. Lineage: Eukaryota; Fungi; Ascomycota; Taphrinomycetes; Taphrinales; Protomycetaceae. The record is from RefSeq and is a predicted model, not a curated record. Bases 50 to 1111 code for a protein of 353 amino acids.